GAAUUAUUCAAAAGUUCUUGUUUCUCAUCCACAAGGUACACAGGACGUGUCGAUCACCGGGAAUUGGAAAUCGAAAUCACAUUGCGUUCACCUCAAAAGACCAAGGGUGCCGAGAAUUACACACAUCCACAAUCAGAUGUCGAUCACAAACGACCAAGAGAUGCCAUUACAGGGACAGCAAGAGGAGAUGGAAGGUGAACCGUAUACGGUGAAGAUUCUGUCGCCUAAAUACCUAGAUUUGUUUGUCGAGGCGGUUGCGGAAUUGAUGGAAGUUCUCCAGCAAAAGAUCCAUCAAUUUGAGCCGACGACUCGGCAGGUGGCUCGGGACCCAAUCGAGGUCUCGUCAGAGUUCGAAGGUAACGUGGAUCGAAUCAAGACGAUUCUCUUGCCAUCCAUCCCCGAGAAACUCCAUCGACUGUGUGAUACGUUAUCCGAUUCGAUCUAUCUCCAACAGCUCGAGGCUCCUCGACUUCGGAACGGAAUGAAAGUUCUGGAUGAAAUCGAAAGUACUGUCAAUCAAAUCUGCACUUUGAUGACCUCGUUUUGGGUACCCGAUCGACAUCACUUCUGUCCAUAUGACCAGUCCGACCGACAUACCGAACGAUUCAAACGGUAUAAAUGUGAACGCGUCCAAUCCAAACUCACUGAUGCGUUCACCAACCUGUUGGAGUUCCUUCGAUGUUAUUGUCAGAUUUCGAACCCUGACUCCCGUUGCGAGGCUUCAGCCUCAAACGUGUUCCUUAACCAAGUCUUCACUUGUAUCGAAGCUCAGGAGAUUUUAGUGGACCAACGCGGUCACGAGCCAGUUACCGCAUGA
This is a messenger RNA of Puccinia graminis f. sp. tritici CRL 75-36-700-3, 817 nucleotides long. RefSeq lists its product as uncharacterized. The record is from RefSeq and is a predicted model, not a curated record. NCBI's taxonomy places the organism in Eukaryota, Fungi, Basidiomycota, Pucciniomycetes, Pucciniales, Pucciniaceae. The coding region runs from base 137 to 817 and encodes 226 amino acids. The transcript is spliced from 3 exons.